Molecule: messenger RNA, 4851 nt
Organism: Esox lucius (northern pike)
Lineage: Eukaryota; Metazoa; Chordata; Actinopteri; Esociformes; Esocidae
Product: retinal guanylyl cyclase 2
Exons: 19
Coding region: 1220-4621 (1133 amino acids)
Biological process (GO): cGMP biosynthetic process; protein phosphorylation; receptor guanylyl cyclase signaling pathway
Molecular function (GO): protein kinase activity; guanylate cyclase activity; peptide receptor activity
Source: RefSeq, a predicted model, not a curated record
AUAUAACAAGCGUGCCACAAAUCUCGCAUCUAUGGGAGGGUGGCAGGAAAAACAAUCACUCCUAGAAAAAGACAUAACUGGUGAAAACCCAAUAAAUCUUUCCACCAAAAGAACACCAUGCCUACAAUAAAGCACAGCAGUGGCAGCAUCCUGUUUAUUGAGGUGUUUCUCAUCAGCAGGGCCUAGAGAACAUGUCAGGCUAGGGAAAAUGGACAGAGCAAAAUACCGACAGAUUCGUGAGGAGAACCUGCAACCCUCUGCAAGGAAGUUGAAAAUGGGAAGACGGUUCAUGUUUUAACAUGAAAAAGCACAACGCCAAAGCAACCAUACAGUGGCUGAAGGACAAGAAGGUGAAUGUCUUUAAGUGGCCUAGUCAGAGCCCCGACCUAUAGCCCAUAGAGAAUCUAUGGAAUGACUUGAAGAGUGCAGUCCAUAAGCGAUCAUGCAUGCCAUUUGACUGAGCUUGAACAAUUCUGCAAGAAUGAAUGGACAAAUAUUACACAGUCUAGGUGUAAAAAGUUAGUUAAACUCAUGGCUGUAAUUCCAGCAAAAGGUGGUUCCACCAAGUAUUAACUCAAGGGGUUGUUCACUUCUCCAAAUAAGGCAAUUUACUGUUUUAAUUUUAAUUCAUUUUCAGAGUUAUGUGUUGUCAUUUGAAGCUGUAGGCAACUAAAGGUGAACAUUUUGAAAGGGGUUGGUGAAUAUCUAUACCCACUGUAAAUAGGUUCAAGGACCCUAAAUCGGUUUUGCCCAGAUUUUGUCCAGACCUUGCCCUUUGGACCUAAUAGGUUUGUGAAAGAGCAAUUCAAGUUAUUAAAGAACAUCUUACUUCAUAACCGCUUGAAAGUGGGCAUCACAAAAUGUGCAUGCCAAAUAUUGGUAUUUACUAUGAGUGUUAAAGAAAGUUACUGUGGAGAGGAUUUAAUAUAAUCCACAGAUGACAGGCUCAAGAUUUGUGAUGUGUCACUUCUUCCAAUACUAUGGGACUGACUGGAUUACUAGGAUUCUCUACUUCAUUCUAACCUCUGAGGGUUCAAUUUCAACAUGGUUUUCCGGUUUAGUUCUGUUUUCUUGUUUAUAGGGGGAACAUCAUUGGGCAUAAGAGACAAUGUUCAAGAAGGGGAAAAUGUCUGAUGAAAUGGACAUUGGGGCUUUUGGGUCAAGGGCACCAUUUGAAGGAUAGUGGACUGGGGUCUCCAGCAGGAGGAGGGGUCUUGCGAUGCUUCGGAAGCUUCACACUUCACUGGAUGCCUCGACCUAUAGGGCAACACCAGUCCUGGAAGAAGCCAAGUUCCCCCAUCCUCCGCAUGGAACCCGGCUGCUGUGGAUCCUGCUGGCCUCCCUGAGCCUGCCCAGUGUGGUCCAUUCUACUGUGUUCAAAGUAGGGAUAAUGGGACCAUGGAAAUGUGACCCUCUGUUCGCUAAAGCCCUUCCCCAGACUGCCGCCAGGCUAGCGGUGGACAGGAUCAACAACGACCCUUCGCUCUCCCUAGGAGCCACUUUCGAGUAUGUCAUAAUUGAUGAGGACUGUCAGACAUCCGCGGCCCUCAAGGGAUUCCUGGGCCACUACACGCUGGCUAAUGCCUACCUGGGACCGGCCAACCCUGGCUACUGUGACGCAGCAUCCUUGCUGGCCAAGAACUGGAACAAGGCCCUGUUCUCUUGGGCCUGCGUGAACCACGAGCUGGACGACAGAGGUCGGCAUCUCACCUUUGCCCGAACGGUGCCCUCGCCUGCCUGGGUGCUGCUCAGCCUGGCGAGACACUUCCGCUGGGCACACAUAGGGAUCAUCACCUCGGCCGAGGAUGUGUGGGUGGACAUGGGCAUUAAGGUGGCCAACUCCCUGCGGAGCUACAACCUCCCCGUCACCACUGUGGUGUCCACAGACCAGGACCACACCAGCAUACGACUGGCUCUCAGUAGGAUCAAGAGGGCAGAAAAUAUCCGCAUGGUGAUCCUUUGCAUGCACUCUGUGCUGAUUGGAGGGAACACCCAGAGACUGCUGUUGGAGACGGCUCUGGACAUGCACCUGACAGACGGCACUCUGGUGUUCAUUCCUUACGACACACUGCUCUACAGCCUGCCCCACAAGGACGUCCGUUACCCAGCCCUCAUGAACAACGGCAAGCUGCGGAGAGCCUACGACGCUGUCCUGACCGUCACCAUGGACUCGGAGGAGAACUCCUUCUACAAUGCAUACCAGAAAGCUGUUAAUGUUGGCCUGGUGCCUAGACACAUAAAGCUCCAUCAGAUUUCCCCUCUGUUUGGCACCAUCUACAGCUCCAUCCUUUUCAUGGCGAAUGCUAUGCAGAAUUUGCGCGACAUAGGGAGUAGGAUGUCCGGAGCCAACCUGGUGCACCACUCCAGGAACAUGGCUUUCUACGGGUUCAGCCAACGCUUCCGCACCAACGGCUCCGGGGUUAGCCUGCAGGAUUACGUGGUGCUGGACACAGACGGGAAGUCCUGGCAUCUGCUUCCUACCCACCGCGUGGACAUGGAUGCCGGGACCGUCAGGUCUCUGGGCCGAAGCAUCCACUUUCCAGGGGGUGCCCAGCCAAGUCCAGACUCCAGCUGCUGGUUCGUUCCAGGCAUGUUAUGCAAAGGAGGAGGAGUGGAUCCAUUCCAUCUUUUAAUAGUCCUCCUGUGCAUCCCUUUGACGAUCAUCGUCUCUACUGGAUUUUAUUAUUGCAUAAGGAGGCGCAUCAACCAGAUUCGUUUGCUCAGUGGUCCUGACAAGAUCAUGCUCACCCUGGCAGAUGUGACGUUCAUUAACCCCUCCCUCAGUCAUAAGAAGAUCAGUAUAGAUGAAAACAAAGUAAGCGAUACGAGCAGGAAGCCCUCAGACACCAUUUGUCAGAGCCCAUCUACACCCUCCACAAUCUCCACCAUCACCCCGGCAACCUAUGAAAACUCCAACAUAGCCAUCUUCGAGGGAGACUGGGCUUGGAUGAAAAGACUUCCGUCUGGAAACGUUAGAGCCAUUACACCCCAGACCAGUGAUGUCUUUGAGUUGAUUAAGGACAUACGCCACGAGAACGUCAACCUCUUCCUUGGCUUUUUCCUUGACUACGGUGUUUUAGGCAUUGUGACGGAAUACUGCUCACGUAACAGCUUGCAUGACCUGCUAAGAAAUAGUGAUGUUAAGCUGGACUGGAUGUUCAAGUCCUCCUUGUUACUGGACCUUAUCAAGGGCAUGAGGUACCUCCACCAUCGAGGGGUUUGUCACGGACGACUCAAGUCUCGGAACUGCGUGGUAGAUGGCCGCUUUGUGCUCAAGCUGACAGACUACAGCUAUAACGAGAUUCUGAUAGCCCAAAAGAUUCCAUACCAAGAUCCCUCCGCAGAAGAGCUGCUGUGGACAGCUCCUGAGAUUCUGCGGGCCCCUCAUCCCGGGUUGUAUGGCACCCGGCUUGGAGACGUCUACAGCUUUGCCAUCAUCAUGCAGGAGGUGGUGCUGCGGGGGGCUCCCUACUGUAUGCUGGAGCUGUCUGCUGAAGAAAUCAUUCAGAAGGUGAGGAACCCUCCUCCCUUAUGCCGUCCUGUGGUGUCACCGGACCAUGCUCCCAUGGAGUGCGUCCAGCUCAUGAAACAGUGUUGGAAUGAACAGGCAGAUAAGCGGCCAUACUUUGAAGACAUCUUUGACCAGUUCAAGAACAUAAACAAAGGAAGGAAGACCAACAUUAUCGACUCCAUGCUGCGGAUGCUGGAGCAGUACUCAUCUAACCUGGAGGAACUGAUCAGAGAGAGGACAGAGGAGCUGGAGAUAGAGAAACAGAAGACUGAGAAACUGCUCACGCAGAUGCUGCCUCCAUCGGUUGCAGACGCCCUGAAGAUUGGCGGUACUGUGGAACCGGAACAUUUUGAGAAUGUAACCCUUUACUUCAGCGACAUAGUAGGUUUUACCACAAUCUCUGCCAACAGCGAGCCUAUUGAAGUGGUGGACCUCCUCAACGACCUCUAUACUAUAUUCGACGCCAUCAUUGGCAAUCAUGAUGUGUACAAGGUGGAAACGAUAGGCGAUGCGUACAUGGUGGCAUCCGGCCUACCUGUUCCCAAUGGCAACCGUCACGCUGCAGAGAUAUCCAACAUGGCUCUGGACAUCCUGAGUGCCGUCGGCACCUUCAAGAUGAGACACAUGCCAGAUGUACCGGUCCGCAUACGCAUUGGGCUUCACUCAGGCCCCUGUGUCGCUGGGGUGGUGGGUCUCACCAUGCCCAGGUACUGUCUGUUUGGGGACACUGUAAACACGGCCUCCAGGAUGGAAUCUACAGGGAUGCCAUAUCGAAUCCAUCUGAGCCACAGUACAGCAAAGAUUCUGGUGGAUCUGAGAGAAGGCUACAAGGUUGAACUUCGUGGAAAGACAGAGAGCAAGGGAAAAGGCAUGGAGGAGACCUACUGGCUGGUUGGAAGAAACAAUUUCACCAAACCCCUGCCUGUCCCACCUCAGCUGAAGUCUGGAAUGAAGACAGCGGACUUAAAGCUUCUCCUGCAGAGAGCAGUUAGGAGGCUCUCAACUGUGCGGACAGUGACUCGGAUUGUGGGAGGUUUGGACGAGGACAACAGUAUGAUGAUAUAUCAUCAUUGCAAUGUCUCUUUUCAAAAAAACAACACAAGCAGAUAAGGAUACCUCUCAACAGAUGAAAACAGGAUACUUUCUCUGCAUUUGUAUUUGCCAUUGUGGCAGUGAAGGUCUUCUUCCAACCAUGGCUCAGUACUCGUAUAGAAAUUAGUUUGAAAAGUCACUGCCACCAUAAGACUUUGUACGUGAGCAGGAAAUGGACAACUGUCUGUGUGGAGCUAUGAGCGGAUCCUAAUCAAUGGACAUUUCAAAAAUAAAAAGACAACAAUGUU